Moneuplotes crassus is the source of this 638-nucleotide messenger RNA. The record is from the annotation of a GenBank genome assembly. Lineage: Eukaryota; Ciliophora; Spirotrichea; Euplotida; Euplotidae.
AUUAUAUUCAAUAUGUCUAAGUCAAUUCAGGGUUGGAUUCUCAAACAUAAGGGAUUCGUCAACUUUAUCAACCACAACCUUGCCGAGAGGAAAGGAGUCAUUGGAGGAAUUUUCAAAAGACUCAAAGUUGGACCAAGACAAAUGGGUAGACACACUCUUCCAUCAGCUAUCAAAUUCUUCAACCAUUACCUCGUUUUCACUUAUGGAGUAUUAGGAGCUUGCAGGCCAGUUUUAUCUAGAUUUAUUGGAAGCUCUCAUGGACCAUUAAACUAUACAGGAUUGAUGAUGUGGUUCUUAAUGACCGGAGCAAUCCUUAACAGAAUGAGAUUCCAAAGAAGUAGAGAUGUUUUCCAAUUCAACUCCGAAGAUGGUGCUGAAUAUUGGUACAGAGCUCUCAACAUGCUUUUCCCACCAAGCUACUUGAACAACAAGUUAUCUGCACAUUACAUCGAAAUCAACCAGAUCUAUACCACUGAAAUGUUUAAGAGAUAUAGAAAAGCAAGACAAGAGAUUUUAGAAGAGAGAGAAAGUGUCAGUGACAAAGAAAAGAGAACAAGAUACAUCACCAACCCCAACUAUGUAUAUGAGCCACUUGGCAAAGACACUAACCUUGUGAGAGGAGUUAUUUACAAAUAAAU